CACAUAUAGCUAGAGAGAGUCACUAGAGGGUAGUAAAGAGUGACAAAAUGAAAGUUGUUUACUACCUCGUUGCCUUAUUGGCUUUGGCAUCCUCUGUUGCCUUUGCCUAUGAUCCUAGCCCCCUGCAAGACUUCUGUGUGGCAAUCAAUGAUACCAAAACUGGUGUAUUCGUGAAUGGAAAAUUCUGCAAAGAUCCUAAACUUGCCAAAGCCGAAGAUUUCUUCUUUUCAGGACUGGGACCUGGGAACACAUCAAAUCCACUUGGCUCAAAAGUGUCUCCAGUCACUGUGAAUGAAAUAUUAGGACUCAACACACUUGGUAUAUCCUUGGCACGCAUAGAUUUUGCACCAAAGGGUCUAAACCCUCCUCACACUCACCCUCGAGGCACAGAGAUCCUCGUUGUUGUGGAAGGUACUCUUCAUGUUGGAUUUGUCGAGUCCAAUCCCAAUAAUCGUCUUUUCACCAAAGUGCUGAAUAAGGGUGAUGUAUUUGUGUUCCCCAUUGGUCUCAUUCACUUCCAGCAAAACGUGGGUUAUGGUAAUGCUAUUGCCAUUGCUGGCCUUAGUAGCCAAAACCCAGGAGUUAUUACGAUUGCAAAUGCUGUGUUUGGAUCUAAACCACCUAUCUCUCCAGAAGUUCUCACCAAAGCUUUUCAGGUGGACAAAAACAUAAUCGACUAUCUUGAGAAGCAGUUUUGGUACAACAAUAGUUAAUUCAAGAACAGAACAUGAAUCAUCAUAUCAUCGUGCUUGGACCUUGGAUAAAUAAUUUUCUCAAAUUUGCCUCAUGAGGUCGAUUCUCUCAAAGUGAUUAAUACUAUAAUAAAUAAAAUGCAUGUCGGUAUUAUAUGUAACUGGUGUAAUUGUUCUGUGUGGAUUUCUUUUUUUUUUUUAUACAUGUUCUGUACUGUGGAUUUUAACUUGGUUUGAUAUAUCAAUGU
Gastrolobium bilobum is the source of this 940-nucleotide messenger RNA. Its product is annotated as germin-like protein subfamily 1 member 7. The transcript has 2 exons. The coding region runs from base 48 to 713 and encodes 221 amino acids. The record is from RefSeq and is a predicted model, not a curated record. NCBI's taxonomy places the organism in Eukaryota, Viridiplantae, Streptophyta, Magnoliopsida, Fabales, Fabaceae. Gene Ontology annotation, cellular component: cell wall. Gene Ontology annotation, molecular function: manganese ion binding.